Messenger RNA from Numida meleagris (helmeted guineafowl), 1154 nucleotides. It is a transcript of the gene SKA2, whose product is annotated as spindle and kinetochore associated complex subunit 2. Gene Ontology annotation, cellular component: spindle microtubule; outer kinetochore. The coding region runs from base 123 to 809 and encodes 228 amino acids. Gene Ontology annotation, biological process: cell division; mitotic cell cycle; chromosome segregation. Gene Ontology annotation, molecular function: microtubule binding. The transcript is spliced from 7 exons. NCBI's taxonomy places the organism in Eukaryota, Metazoa, Chordata, Aves, Galliformes, Numididae. The record is from RefSeq and is a predicted model, not a curated record.
CGAGCCAAUGGGAAGAGAGCGCCGAGUGACAGCUGCCCAAUGGGAGCCUCCGGCUCUCCCACCCUGCGGGGCGGGGGGUGGGCAUCUCCCCGCCGCCGCCUGAGGAAUGUCAACUAUUCAACAUGGAGACGGCGGUUACCAGGCUCGAGACCAUGUUCCAGAAGGCAGAAUCUGAUCUGGAUUAUAUUCAACACAGACUGGAGUUUGAAAUAAUGAAAAGUCUUCCUGAUAAUCCAGCAGCAGAGGAAAACCCAGUUGCUCUCUUAGAAGAACUCUCAGUAGUGAAAUCUCGUUACAAAACGUUAUGUACGCAGCUGGAAAAAAUUUCCUUAGAGCAGAGAGAAUCCAUGAAUGGCAUCCGUGCUGCUCUAGAGAACACGAUGAAGAUCGUUCAGGCACUGCAGCAACGCACUGAUCUCCAGCGCUUGCCUCUGUCAGAAGAAGAACAGGCUGCAGCACAGCAGUUAAACUGCCAAACUGUUCAAGAAAUGGAAUCACUUGUCGGAAAGCCACUUUGUUCAGAAUCUGCAGACCCCGACUCAGCUGCAGAAUCAAAGUUCAAACCGCUGACGGAAGAAAUACUUCUGACUGUGCCAAGGAGUAUCAGAAGCACUGUUAAAUUAGCAGACUUGAACAAUUUGUACAGGGAUUUAUUUAACCACUUUGUUGUAAAUAAGAACAGAGCGGCACUGAGUGUUUCACAGAUGAACAAACUGAAUAUGAAAGCCACUGACUCAAGAAUACGAAUCUUGAAAGAACUUGCCAUUGUGGAGCUUGACAAACAAGGAAACGUUAAAUUAGUCGUGUAAUGAGAGCCCAGCCCGUCCUCACUGGGCACACAGCGCCGUGGCCAUCGCUCCUGAAUUACUGACAAGCAUUCGUUCGGUGCCGGGGAGUUACAAGAACGCUGUUGGAAAGCUGUUAACAUUGCUGUGUGCAAAUCCUAUUUCUAGUACUUAAAGAAAGUGCAGAAUGAAAAGCCAUGGAGGCUGGCGUUUGAACUUGGGUAUUUGUACGACCGCAGCCCGUGCGGUUUUGGAGCAGUGAACCACGCGACAUUUCCACGAUUGCUUCCAUUCCUGAGCGGGGUUUUUAGACAAAUAACCCAAGCCACUUAAUUGUAUUUACAUUCCUGAAUAAAUGGUGAAAGCUAA